Molecule: messenger RNA, 2629 nt
Organism: Pipistrellus kuhlii (Kuhl's pipistrelle)
Lineage: Eukaryota; Metazoa; Chordata; Mammalia; Chiroptera; Vespertilionidae
Gene: GRHL3
Product: grainyhead like transcription factor 3
Exons: 15
Coding region: 262-2043 (593 amino acids)
Biological process (GO): regulation of transcription by RNA polymerase II
Cellular component (GO): nucleus
Molecular function (GO): RNA polymerase II cis-regulatory region sequence-specific DNA binding; DNA-binding transcription activator activity, RNA polymerase II-specific
Source: RefSeq, a predicted model, not a curated record
CAGGAAGAUGUCGAAUGAACUUGAGUGAGUAAACCGGUGGAUGCCUGGCGCUCUCCGAGCGUGGAGGCUGGAUGGGAUUUCCAGAAGGGGAGCGAGCAGGGAGGCCGCCGGCGCCAGGAUUCACAGAGCAAUUUGUAAGCUUUCAGGUCUGUGCGGCUGCUAAAGAACGACCCAGUCAACUUCCAGAAGUUCCCCUACACUAACGAAGACGAGGCCUGGAAGACCUACCUGGAAAACCCCUUGACGGCCGCCACCAAGGCCAUGAUGAGAGUCAAUGGGGAUGAUGACAGCGUUGCAGCCCUGAGCUUCCUCUAUGAUUACUACAUGGGUCCCAAGGAGAAGCGGAUACUGUCCUCCACCAACGGGGGCCGGAACGACCAAGGAAAGAGGUACUACCACGGCAUGGACUAUGACAUGGACCUCACCCCCCUGGAAAGUCCCACGCACCUCAUGAAGUUCCUGACAGAGAACGUGUCUGGGACGCCAGAGUACCCAGACGUGCUCAAGAAGAAUAACCUGAUGAGCUUGGAGGUGGCCAUGCCCUCCCCGGGCAAGGCAGCUGCCCUCCCCGCAGGCCCCAGCAAGCUGGAAGCUGGCGCUGUGGACAGCUACCUGUUGCCCACCAGUGACGUGUACGAUAACGGCUCCCUCAACUCCUUGUUCGACAGCAUCCAUGGGGUGCCACCCACACAGCGCUGGCAGCCAGACAGUACCUUCAAGGAUGACCCGCAGGAGUCGCUGCUCUUCCCAGAUAUCCUGAAAACGUCCCCGGAGCCUCCAUGUCCAGAGGACUACCCUAGCCCCAAGAGUGACUUCGAGUACACCCUGGGCUCCCCCAAAGCCAUCCACAUCAAGUCAGGCGAGUCGCCCAUGGCCUACCUCAACAAGGGCCAGUUCUACCCCAUCACCCUGCGCACCCCCGCCGGCGGCAAGGGCCUCGCCUUGUCCUCCAACAAAGUCAAGAGCGUGGUGAUGGUUGUCUUUGACAACGAGAAGGUCCCGGUAGAGCAGCUGCGGUUCUGGAAGCACUGGCAUUCCCGGCAGCCCACAGCCAAGCAGCGGGUCAUCGACGUGGCGGACUGCAAAGAGAACUUCAACACCGUGCAGCACAUUGAGGAGGUGGCCUACAAUGCACUGUCCUUCGUGUGGAAUGUCAACGAGGAAGCCAAGGUGUUCAUCGGCGUCAACUGCCUCAGCACAGACUUCUCGUCGCAGAAGGGGGUAAAGGGUGUCCCCCUGAACCUGCAGAUUGACACCUAUGACUGUGGCUCCGCCACAGAGCGCCUGGUGCACCGCGCCGUCUGCCAGAUCAAGAUCUUCUGUGACAAGGGAGCAGAGAGGAAGAUGCGGGAUGAUGAGCGGAAGCAGUUCCGGAGGAAAGUCAAGUGCCCGGACACCAGCAACAACGGCAUCAAGGGCUGUCUGCUGUCCGGCUUCCGGGGCAAUGAGAUCACCUACCUGCGGCCCGAAGCUGACCUGGAGACCCCGCCAGUGCUGUUCAUCCCCAACGUGCACUUCUCUGGCCUGCAGCGUCCCGGAGGGGCAGUGCCCUCAGCAGGACAGGGCGGCUCCAACAGGCUGCCGCUGAAGCGUGCCGGCUUGCCCUUUGCUGAGGAGCUGGAGCCGCUGCCCUCCAAACAGGCCAAGGAAGACGACCUGCAGAGAGUCCUGUUGUACGUGCGGAGGGAGACCGAGGAGGUGUUUGACGCCCUCAUGCUGAAGACCCCGGACCUGAAGGGGCUGAGGAACGCGAAUCUUGGUCAACAUGGACAACAACAUCAUCCAGCACUACAGCAACCACGUCGCCUUCCUGCUGGACAUGGGGGAGCACGAUGGCAAGAUCCAGAUCACCCUGAAGGAGCUGUGAGGGCGGGCGCGCUCCAGGCCAGGAGCCGCCGCCAGGGCCCACGCCGCACACAACCUCUCCGCACGCCUCAGCGCCGUUACUUGAACACCUUCCCAGAGGGAAGGGGCCCGAGCCACCGCCGUCAGGGCCAGGACGGGACCGGGAGGUGUCCUGACCCGAGCCCCACUCAUGCUUGAAUCCACUCUGAGCGCCUGCCUCAGCCGGACAGCGCCGCCCUGGUUAACGCCCGGCAGACUGUGUCCUCCUCCAGGCUGCUCUGCAGGCCGCCCGCCCGUCCCGGUGCAGGCCUCUCCCCAAGCCAGCCUGACCGCUGUCCUCUCCCAUCCCUGGCCGUCCCAUCGACCUCAGACCAAGGAUCUCUUACCCUGGGGUCACGUCACUUGGACACUCUUGAUUUUCAGUGCAAAUGGCUUUGAAAAGACACUGUGGUGGACACGCCCUCUCUCUCAUGGACUUCCUCCGUGCCCGAUGUAAAUAAUAGAGCUGAUCGGCCAGAACAAGUGGCUGCUCCAUACACGACCGACCACCCUGCUCGCUGUUGUACACAUUUCUCACUUACCGUUCGCAUUUAUGUUAUAAAUAUAUUAAGUAUAUAUUGUGUAUAUAUGCAACAUUUUAUAUUUUCACGAAUACAUUUUUAUCAUUUCAAAAAAUGUGUAUUGCACAUUUCUUGGACUUAUUUUUUUAGCUGUUAUUCAAUUAUGCAUUUUGUAUACUCGUUUAGUAUUUAGUAAUAAAAGUCUGCCUCUGUAUUACUUCAAA